AGUUCUGGCGCACUCUGUAUAUUGAAACUGUGAGAGAAUUAUUAUUUAUUAUUAUGUUUUGACUAUUUUUUAAUAUUGUUUUCUACUGUCUUAACUAUUGUCAAUUACAGUUUUAAAGUAAACCAUAUAGGUAUGUUGAAAUUUUAAAAUUCUUGACAAUUUCAUCUAGGAUGAAACCCAUAGUUUGACAUUUUGUGUCUCAAACCUUGACCUUUAUUUCUUACAUUCUUGACUUUUGAUCAUUUACUGUCGUACUUUGUAAAAAAAUUUCAUCCAAAGACAUUGAACGUCAUAAACAAUAUGAUUAGUACCUAAAUGAACAAUAAUAAAUGAUGUUUUAAUGUAUGUAUAGGUAAUAGGUAUGGAGAAAAAACAUUGUAAAAUGUAUUUAUUAUUUAAAAUGAAAGUAAGAGUUUAUAGUUUAAUAACAAGAUACGUCGUGUAUUAUAAAAGUAAGUGGUCACUCUAGCACACUUAUUUGUUACGGUGCCUCCGAAAGGUGAACUAGUCUCUAGUGUGCAGUGUCCUAGUGUUAAAUUCGCGAUGGUUGAACAACUACCAGACCGAAUCGCCGAAAUGUUCAAGGAUAAAACAAUAUUCAUCACAGGCGGUUCUGGAUUUUUGGGAAAAGUCCUCGUCGAAAAACUCCUUCGGAGAUGCUCCGAUGUCAAAACAAUCUAUCUCUUAGUUAGAAACAAGAAAGGAAAAUCACCCAACGAACGUAUGAAUGAUAUUUUCGCAAAUAUGCUUUUUGAUACAUUGAAAAAACAAAAUCCUCAAUCGUUGAAAAAGUGUAAAGCGAUUGCUGGGGACAUUACACAAGUCAAUCUCGAGAUUUCCCCAGAAGAUCGGCAAGUGUUACGGGAGGAAAUCGAAUUUAUUUUCCAUUCAGCGGCUUCGACAAGGUUUGACGAAACGGUCCGAGUGGCCACUCGGAUGAACACAAGGGGCACUAAAUAUGUUCUUGAUUUGGCUCAUGAGUGCAAAAAACUAAAGGUUUUUAUUUAUGUAUCGACGGCGUAUGCAUAUCCUUACGAAAAUGUGUUACAUGAAAAGGCAUACCAGCCCCCUGCUGACCCCGAGACAAUUCUCAAGUCGAUUAAUUUCGAAUUAGAGAACGACUCGGAGCAAAAUUUACACUUGGGACUUUUAGGUGAUUGCCCCAACACUUAUACUUUUACUAAAGCUCUAGCUGAGAAUCUUGUUGUCAAAGAAAUGGAUAAAUUGCCGGCGAUUGUCGUCCGGCCUUCUAUCGUUUGUCCUAUUUGGAGAGAACCUUUUCCUGGUUGGUGUAACACCCUUCAAGGCCCAAUGGGACUAUUUGUGGGAGCUGGUAAAGGCAUAAUUCGAUCCAUGUACAUACGGAAGAACUCUCGGGCCGAUUUUAUACCAGCCGAUGUUGUCAUAAAUGGAAUGUUGGUUGCAGCUUACGUGCAUUCGAAUUUUGACAAAACCCAACGAAUUUACAAUUUUACGGCAUCGUCCAAACACAGUAAAACCUGGGAGGAGAUCAUCGAAUUGGGAAAAUACGUAGUGACCAAAAAAGUACCCUUCAAUGGUAUUGUGUGGUACCCGGGUGGUUCUCUCAAGGAAUCCAAAUUCGUUCACAACUUGUGCUUCUUCUUUUUUCAAAUUAUUCCAGCGUUGCUAAUUGACAUACUUUUGACAAUUUUGGGAUACAAGCCGGUGUUGUACCAGAUACAAAAACGUAUACACAAGGGUUCAGAAAUGUUGGAAUAUUUCACAACUAAAGAAUGGGAAUUCACCAAUGACAAAUCAGCCGGAAUGAAUAAAUAUCUCAACGAUAAAGAAAAAGAAAUUUAUAAAAUCAACGGUGACGGACUUGAUAUUGACGAGUAUUUCACCAAUUGUAUUUUAGGCUUGAGAAGAAAUAAUUUGAAAGAGACUGAUGAUAUGUUACCGGCGGCUAAACGUCAACUGAAAAUUAUGAGAGUUUUGGACGUAAUUUGUAAAACUCUACUUGUGUUGGCAGUACUGUAUUAUUUGAAUAAGUGGAUUUUAGCACCGGUGUUUCGCACACACAGUAAAUAAGCCAUAUAAAAUAGUCAAAUAUAACGAGUGUUUGUUACUUUUAGCGUCUUAGUUGGCGGGGAUUAUGAAUGGAAUACAAUUUUUAAUACGUCCAACGAGAUGUCAUAUGUCACAUUAAUAAUAAUAACUUUUAAUUCAACGCUGAAUUAAAAAAAAAACACUUAUUACAAUUUGGCGUCAAAGCUAUCCAUGAAGUUCGAUUGUAAACGAACCAUCGUAUUGAAAGUUAUUAAUCUGACAUGUGACACCGCCAACUAUGAUUCCAAAUUUAAAUAAACACCCGUUAUAUGGAUAUAUUAUGUAUUUCUGGUUUUAAUAAAAAUGGUUGUUGUUUUAA
This is a messenger RNA of Tribolium madens (black flour beetle), 2389 nucleotides long. RefSeq names its product fatty acyl-CoA reductase 1-like. Lineage: Eukaryota; Metazoa; Arthropoda; Insecta; Coleoptera; Tenebrionidae. Gene Ontology annotation, molecular function: alcohol-forming very long-chain fatty acyl-CoA reductase (NADP+) activity. The coding region runs from base 544 to 2052 and encodes 502 amino acids. Gene Ontology annotation, biological process: long-chain fatty-acyl-CoA metabolic process. The transcript has 7 exons. Gene Ontology annotation, cellular component: peroxisome. The record is from RefSeq and is a predicted model, not a curated record.